AUGGCCAUCCUUUACUACGCCGCUACAGCCCCCAUCAAUCCUGCCGGCGCCGAGCCCGUCCUGACCCCAGCGCAGGUUUGGGAGGGCCUGCGCCGCAAGGUCCGCCACGCAGAUCAGUUUGUACCGCCCAUUACCUCGUGCAUUGUCGACAAGGAAGAGGACAAUGUGGUGCACCGUCGCGUCAUCUUCGAGGGCAGCAAGGAGAUGAGCGAGGUUUGCACGGAGCUGGCGCCGCACAGGGUCGACUUUCGCCUCGAGGACGGUACCGAGAUUGAGAACAUCCUGUCGUCGGGGCCGAGCGACGACGAGACGGAUCUGUACCUGACGUACUCGUUCAAGUGGAAGUUUCCCAAGAUUGAGAGGGGAAGCACAGAGGAGCGGGACAUGCUGGCUGAGCAGCAAAAGAAUGCACGUGGUGCGGUGCAGUCGUCUAUCAAGGUUAUCCGCGAGAUGAUCUCGGAUGGAAGGCUGAAGGCAUAA
This is a messenger RNA of Akanthomyces muscarius, 480 nucleotides long. RefSeq lists its product as uncharacterized. The record is from RefSeq and is a predicted model, not a curated record. Lineage: Eukaryota; Fungi; Ascomycota; Sordariomycetes; Hypocreales; Cordycipitaceae. Bases 1 to 480 code for a protein of 159 amino acids. The transcript is spliced from 2 exons.